Molecule: messenger RNA, 970 nt
Organism: Kockovaella imperatae
Lineage: Eukaryota; Fungi; Basidiomycota; Tremellomycetes; Tremellales; Cuniculitremaceae
Exons: 5
Coding region: 210-860 (216 amino acids)
Molecular function (GO): ubiquitin binding
Source: RefSeq, a predicted model, not a curated record
AGCUCAUUCCCCGAAUCCUGAUUUAACCAUUUGAUUCCUCCUAUUCAGCAUCGACAUAGACACGAGUUCAAGACAGAAGCUAUUCGAACUUGCGAGAACCGUCCUGUAGCUGCUCAAGGAGGGACCUUGUCCGGUGACACCAGGCUUCCUUAAGGCUCGAUCGACUCUUUGACACUCUACUCGUUCACGGACGUUCAUCACAUUGCAUCAUGGCCCUCCCUUGGAGUGAUAUCAUUACGUCUGUGUUGGUCAUUGGAACGCUGUACCUUCUAGUAAGGUGGUUCUCGAAGCGAGCAUCGAGCACUCCGAAUACUGGUAUCCGAGGUGUCAACUUGUCCAUGGUUGAGACGGUCAAGUCGGCCUUUCCAGACAUCCCAGCGCCUAAUAUCAUCUACAGUCUAUCAAAGACCAGGUCGGCCCAAGCGACUUCUGAAGAGAUACUUGAACGAGGAUUCUUACCGAACCCUCCAGCCAGCUUCGAGGUCCCGUCUUCACUACUGCCUCCCUCCUCUACCCAACCGGUUCCAUCGUCUGCCCAGAGCAAAUCCGACGCUAGCUCAAAGCCUCAACAAUCCCUCAUAGAACGGUACGGACUCUCUUCUCAACUCCCGACUCGGAAGGGUAAAGAGAGGGAGCAUGUGGGAGAUGAAGAUGCUAGUGGUCAAGCGGGCCCUGUGCAGGAGGCUUCGCAGAGGCAAUCGAGCACAGGGGGGAAAUGGGAAGAUACCAAGGAGAAGAGGGAGAUGGAUCUAAGGCAACGGAAAGAGAAGAUGAUCCUGGAGGCCAGAAGGCGCAUGCUAGAGAAGCAGGCUCAAGCUGAAGCAACAGCUGGUAAUACAGAGCAGCCCACAGAGUCAUGAUGACACUGUCGCCUCACGUCUUCUGUCGAUCCUGGAUGUACUUCUACUGUUCGCUUGUCCAUGUCUCCCCUGACCGUGUCGACAGUCAAUCGUCCACCACCACCACCUCC